AUAACUUGGGUCUCAAGGAAGGCAUGUUGGUGUGAGUGCACUCUUGGAUCAUGAUCCCUGGGGAUUUGGUUUCUGUAUUAUGGCUAGUAUAUUAAUGGGAAAUGCAACUAUCAUUAUUUUGAGUGGUAUGGGAACUCUUUGAAUGCUGUGUCAUUUUGCUGGAAAGCCAUUUUUGUGUAUGUGCAGGGAUGUUAGGGAACUACGUGUUAUGGUUUGGUAUAGUAUGGGGAAAACAAAUAUUGCAUUUUACAAGGAAUUUUCUCUCAAGGGUAACUGAGAUGCAAACAUGGCCUGUGAGUGGCUUUGGAAUACCCACCAUUAUCAAGUGCAAUUGUAACCUUGAUUUUACAUGGCAAGCAACAAAAAGGGUGGCAUGUUUGGGGUGUGAUCAAGUGUGUAGGCUUUGUUUUGACACCUGGCAUUUUUGCAGCUAGCUGAUGGGUAUUUGGCGCAGGUUCUGUUUGUUUGCAUUUUUUAAGUUGGUGUUAAAUUGCUGGUAACUGGUAAAUUCCAGAAGGUAUUUGUAUUUGUGUUGGAAUUAUUGUUGUGAGAACCAGUGGCUUGAUUGGGCUUUUCAUUAUUGUAAUGUACUCUUCAACAUUUGGAUGGUUGAAUCGGGUUAAGUUGAGUGGUUCUUAGUAGCUACUAAGGAAUUCUACUUUUCAGUGUUGUUAUAUCAAGUCUUAAGUCUAUAAGAAUUGUGGAAUUCCACUACCAUCCCAUUUUUCUAGUCUCUGCUGUGCUGUUUAGGUCUUUGUUAUUUGUUGUUGUUUAAUGGGUUUCGUCUGGGAAGUUGCUGCAUACCUCUUUAAAAUCUUGGGUGGUCUCCAUUGGGUUCUGAUUUCCAAUUUAGUUUCACUGGCUGUUCGGGGUGAGUACAGACGGUGCAUAUUGGACAUGACAAAGUACCUUUUGGGUUCAGGAAGAUCGUUAUGGCUUCUGUCCACCAUGUUGCUUUGAACUAUUGGGUACUGUGGUUGCGUGGAAUAUAUAAUGUUACCUUAUUUCUAAUAAUUCACAGUUGGUUGUGAAGAUAAUCUAAUAAUUCACAGUUGGUUGUGAAGAUAAUCGGAUUAAAUUGGUUGCCACUUAAUUUGUGAAUUAUUAAGCUACUGUGAACCUUGCUGUCUUCUACUGGUGGAAUGCUUGUUGGUCUUGCUGCCCUUGAAGCUUGUUUUUGACUGAAGUUAUCGGGACAUACUUGUGCUUGGGUUAUGGUGGUCUGUGUUGGGCUUCACAUAUCAACCAAGUUUCAUUCCCAUUGCUAUUGUGAAGUUAAGGCUGAUCCUGAUUAAUUGAUUUGGUGUUGUUAGUUCAGUACUUAGGUUAGAAACAUAUCUUUAAGGAUGCUCUGGGUGAUGAAAUGGGAGGACAUGACCUGUGAAAGUAGGAAAAAAUGGACUUGUUGGUCAUGUAUGUAGAUUUUGGUGAUUUCAAGUAAUUGGUUUUGGUUUUACUUAUGUGCUGCUCCAGUUGUAUUCAUUGUAAUGGGGGCUAUCAUUUGGAGAGAUAGCAAAAGGCCAUUAUCAUGUGAAUGCCUUACUCUUCCACACUUGGAUAUAGGCUUCGUGCAGGUUCUGGUUCUCCUGUACGUCGUAGGGAUGCAGAUCACAGAUACAAUUCUGAUUUUGAUAAUUCAGGGGCAGAUCACAGAUACAAUUCUGAUUUUGAUAAUUCAGGGGGCCCAUCUCGGGGUCGUGAUUUUAGCAACAGGAAGUAUCAUGGUAGAUUUCAAGAUUCUUCACCCCCUUAUGCUCGAGGAAGAGGUUUUGAUGGGCCUGGACUUGGUCCAGGACCUCAUAGAGGGGAGGACAUGGGUAUGGGUAGGAAUAAUCCAAAUGUACGCCCAAGGGAAGGCGACUGGAUCUGCACAGAUCCUUUAUGUGGCAACCUGAACUUUGCAAGGAGAGAUUUCUGUAACAAUUGCAAGAGGCCUCGCUAUAGAUCUGGAGGGAGUCCUCGGCGGGGUUAUCCUGGCCCCCCACCUCUGCAUGCUCCUCCAAGACACUUUCCUGGUCUUUCAUUGGAUCUCUCUCCAGGCAGGACUAUGAAUGGCUAUAGGUCUCCUCCUCGAGAUUGGGCAAGAGACAGACCCAGAGAUUAUGGGUCUGGUGGUCCACCUCCCAGGCAAGGGGGCCGGUUUGCGUUCUCUGACCAAGACAUGCGGAGAGAUCGAUCUGAUUAUGCAGAUGAUGAAUACAGGGGGAGGAACAAAUUUGACAGGCCAAUGCCAAUGGAUUGGGGUCAUAAUGACCAUGGAAGGGAUAGCUUUUUCCAUGAAAGGAAAGGGUUUGAGAGACAACCACCCUCUCCACCUCUACCUCCGCCUUCACUUCCUCAACGUGGGAGAUGGGGCCGUAAAGGGAGAGACAGGAGCAGAUCGCCAAUUAGCACCACCAAAAGAGUUCAUAAUAUGUACAUGGAGCAGGGGCGGCGAGAUGAUCGGCAUCGUGUUGGGCGAGGCAGAAUGAGAGAUGUGUAUUGAAAGAAGUGAGGCUACAGAGUUUGCAUAGUUCAUCUUGGUAUCAUGGUAGUUCUGUGUUCUUCGCUGGGUGAGGAUGGAUGUUAUGGCACAGCUGAAAACUUAAAUAGGUUUUCUGACUACUAUCGUUGUUGUUUGAUUUUCGCUUUAAUCCGGUCUUCAAGUUUUUCU
Molecule: messenger RNA, 2653 nt
Organism: Populus trichocarpa (black cottonwood)
Lineage: Eukaryota; Viridiplantae; Streptophyta; Magnoliopsida; Malpighiales; Salicaceae
Exons: 3
Coding region: 1535-2485 (316 amino acids)
Biological process (GO): regulation of DNA-templated transcription
Cellular component (GO): nucleus
Molecular function (GO): transcription coregulator activity; RNA binding
Source: RefSeq, a predicted model, not a curated record